AUGGCCGUCCUGAACCACGUUGAUACCGAUGACGGUGACCAAAUGAAGCCGUCGGCCGACUCCCUGCGGCGCAAUUUGUCCAACCACGUGGGGCUGAACCUGGAGGAUGAACCCGGAGACGCAUCCACGAGUGGAAGCGAAGAUGGCGGGGGUCGUCGGAAUCGCGUCCUUGCGCGACGCAACAGCAACGAAAUGCACCCGCUGGCCAUCUCGAAAGCGCUCGAUGCAAUCACGAUGGAAUGGGCGGCGAAACAGUCGACGUCGGCGGCGGCGUCUGCCUUCCCUCAUCACCCCAGCAGCCACGACAACGCGGCACCACCGCGGCUGCCGGUACGUGGUGUCGACAUUAUCUUGUCUAACGGAAGCGGGGUGAUGCAGCUGACACGAAGGGAGGUCGAAAUAGUCAAGUUGAUCUUCUCCCUCAUGGACGUCGACGGCGACCUCCGCCUUGGCCAAGGGGAGCUCACUCAAUUCAUCCAGCGCAUCCUAGGCGACACGAUCAGCGAGGAUAAAGCAAGGCGGUACCUCGCGGCGCUCGACUGCAACCGCGAUGGCCAGGUCGACCUCGAUGAUUUGCUAUCAUGUGCGUCCAUGCUUAAAGCGAUGCAUCGCCACGCAUCUCUGGCGUCCCAGCAUGACGGUGGAACGUUUGAGCUGUGGUCACGCUUGCCGCCGUGGACUCGGUGGUUGCUCGCGGUGGCGUUUGCUGUGGGUGUGGGUCUGCCGUGCAUUGCCCGGACUCGGCGAUGGUGGAGUGCACAAAUCAACUCUCGAACAUGGCUCAAGAAAUGGGUGUCCGGUGACACGAGCGGCGUCGUGGCUCUCGGAAUCGUCCUGUGGAUAUGGACGAAGUGGCGAAGUCGAAGUCUCCAUGCGCCGAAGCAGACGAGGAUGGAGUAAUAAAGUCCCGACGUUAUCGGACA
Molecule: messenger RNA, 923 nt
Organism: Aphanomyces invadans
Lineage: Eukaryota; Oomycota; Saprolegniomycetes; Saprolegniales; Verrucalvaceae
Exons: 4
Coding region: 1-900 (299 amino acids)
Molecular function (GO): calcium ion binding
Source: RefSeq, a predicted model, not a curated record